Messenger RNA from Suillus bovinus, 1111 nucleotides. RefSeq lists its product as uncharacterized. Gene Ontology annotation, cellular component: plasma membrane; growing cell tip; cell division site. The transcript has 3 exons. NCBI's taxonomy places the organism in Eukaryota, Fungi, Basidiomycota, Agaricomycetes, Boletales, Suillaceae. The record is from RefSeq and is a predicted model, not a curated record. The coding region runs from base 182 to 961 and encodes 259 amino acids.
AGACUCUCACGAACUCCCACAGCACGCGAGACCUUGCGACAACCUUGCGAGUAUGAUGUAGUGGUAAAGCUAUCUAUCUUUCCAGGCUGUCUCGCCUGCAGCUCCAAAUCCACGCAAAGCACUACAUCAAGCAAUGCGUUGUAUUCAUCCUUCCCAAUCCCAGUCGCUGGUAACACCAAGCAUGGAGGGCGUCUUACAGUGGUUGCGUGGCCAUCUAGCCAAGUCUCACAAGCUUCUACGGUUACUGCGAGAGCGCGCUUUCCGUCUGGCCUGCUUCACGUUAUUUCUCGCCGCAUUCCUCCUCUUUCUCUUGGCCGGUCUAUCUUCGCCAAUUAUCAAGUCAAUCAUGAUUAUCAGAGUUUCAGCAGUAAAUUCUGUUGAUCCCGUCACGAAUGCAGUCACAGAACUGCAAUUCGGAGUAUGGGGUGUCUGUGCAUUGAGUAUCCUUAACGGUGUCGAAGCACAAGAAGCAUGCUAUGGUCCACAGUUGGGAUAUACCGUUCCUACAACCAUUUUAUCCCUCGUUGGGCUCUCCCCUAAGCUUGCAAAUGUUGCAGAGGUGACCCUACUGACUAUUCUUGUGCUGCAUCCCGUCAAUGCAGCACUCUCGACCGUCGCCUUUGUGUUGUCCCUCUUGCUUCCCUCACACUUAAUAACGACAAUCGUACUUGUAGUCGCUACGAUCAUAGCAAUUGUUUCGACCGCUGUUUUUGCUGCGAACAUUGCUUUGGUCGUCGGUGUUAAAGACAACAUCGAAUCCCUUUUCCCUGAAGGCGACUUUACUGUAAGCUUUGGCAAUGGCUUGUGGAUGGUACUAGCGGCGGUGCUUUUGGCUUGGAUAGCAGUCAUCAUGCUGUCAGCACAGCGAUGUUGUUGUUGUAGUGUGGGUCGACGCCCCAAACCAAAGGUGUCCAAAUCAGUUAUAUCUGAAAAGAACAGUAUGGAGAAGAUCAUAUUCUAACAUGUACAAUUCUGCCAUGUCCGACAAGUUACGAAUACAAUGUUGACACCCGCAAUAACAAUUCUACCAAUAUUCUAUAUGUAUUCACCGCAGCAGCAUUUGUAUGACCAUGUUCCCUAUAAAGACUUACAGUUUCGGUGAAUGUUGGGC